This is a messenger RNA of Theobroma umbraticum, 752 nucleotides long. Its product is annotated as Ribosomal protein S26e family protein. Gene Ontology annotation, molecular function: structural constituent of ribosome; mRNA binding. Gene Ontology annotation, biological process: translation. Lineage: Eukaryota; Viridiplantae; Streptophyta; Magnoliopsida; Malvales; Malvaceae. The record is from RefSeq and is a predicted model, not a curated record. Gene Ontology annotation, cellular component: cytosolic small ribosomal subunit; ribosome.
GCUUCAAUAGACACACUGGGCCAAGUAUAAAAGCAACAUUUUUCCUUAAACCUACUCUUCCUUGUACAAGCCAAAACCCUAGUUGUUAGCCGGCAGAAGCAGAGAGCUUUCCAAAACCUCCGCAUCUUCCCCAAGCCAUGACUUUCAAGCGUAGGAAUGGUGGCCGCAACAAGCAUGGCCGUGGCCAUGUCAAGUUCAUCCGCUGCUCUAACUGUGGCAAAUGCUGCCCUAAGGACAAGUCAAUCAAGAGGUUUCUUGUGAGGAACAUUGUGGAGCAAGCUGCUGUCAGGGAUGUGCAGGAAGCCUGCGUCUAUGACAUGUACACUCUGCCUAAGCUGUAUGUGAAGAUGCAAUACUGCGUUUCCUGUGCCAUCCACUCCCACGUUGUGAGGGUCCGAUCCCGCACUGACAGGAGGAAGCGUGACCCACCCCAGCGUUUCAUCAGACGCAGGGAUGACAUGCCAAAGCCUGGUCAGCCUGGUCAAGCUCCUCGUGCUGGUGCUGGAAAUCCCGCACGCCCUUAAGGCCUUCGAAGUUUCAGACAAGUUUCUAUAUUUUGUUAUGCUUUAGAAUGGCUGCUUGAAUUUUGAGAACUUGGAGUUUGUGUAGGAAGGUUUUGAUUGGUUCAAGUUUAUUUGCAUUUUUCACUUUUUGUUACCAUGGAAACUAUGAAUUGUUGAGAAUACUAAUUGGAAUCUCAUAAUUUCUAUUUAGUUACUUAACUAUCUCCAAAAUAAUUCUCACUUGUUCUA